This is a messenger RNA of Pan troglodytes (chimpanzee), 5144 nucleotides long. RefSeq names its product olfactory receptor 10D1B-like. Bases 456 to 1391 code for a protein of 311 amino acids. NCBI's taxonomy places the organism in Eukaryota, Metazoa, Chordata, Mammalia, Primates, Hominidae. Gene Ontology annotation, cellular component: membrane. Gene Ontology annotation, molecular function: olfactory receptor activity; G protein-coupled receptor activity. Gene Ontology annotation, biological process: G protein-coupled receptor signaling pathway. The transcript has a single exon. The record is from RefSeq and is a predicted model, not a curated record.
GCCAGGAUUCAUAUUAAGUUUUCUGGUUUCUAACCUAAUUAUUUUUCUGUUACAUUGCAGAGGGCAAUGAAUAGUGGAAGUUUCUUAUGUAAAGACAUCACAAGAGUUCAAAUAGUAAAUAUGCUCAAAAAGAAUAAAUCCAUGGUACAUAGGCUUCUAACUUAAGUUGAAGUGUUUUAAAUAUACCUCUAAACUUCUCAUCCUGUAGAAGACAAGAAUCUGCCUUUACAAAGCAUUCCUUCCAUGAGUCGAAUAGACUGACUCUAAAAUAGGCAUUUCCUUAUUAUCUGAUUGUUUUUUACAUGGAUCUCUCUCUUGCCUUUCAUAAGAAGGCAGGUUGUUCCUUGUUAAAAACAUAGCCAAAGCCCUCAUCAGCAAAAAGCUUGAGAACUUGACAGUGGUAUUUAGACUUUGGUGUCUUGGGUACCUUUUCAAGGUUGGAUGUUUUCACAGCCAUGAGGAAUUUCUCGGUGGUGUCCGAAUUCAUCCUGCUGGGCAUCCCUCACACGGAGGGUCUGGAGACUAUUCUGUUGGUCCUGUUUUUGUCCUUCUACAUCUUCACCCUUAUGGGGAACCUGCUCAUCUUGCUGGCGAUUGUCUCCUCUGCUCGGCUUCACACGCCCAUGUACUUCUUCCUGUGCAAGCUGUCUGUUUUUGACAUAUUUUUCCCUUCUGUGAGUUCCCCUAAGAUGCUGUGCUAUCUUUCAGGGAACAGCCGAGCCAUCUCCUAUGCAGGCUGGGCAUCCCAGCUCUUCUUCUACCAUUUCCUGGGCUGCACUGAGUGUUUCCUGUACACGGUGAUGGCCUACGACCGCUUUGCUGCCAUUUGUCACCCUCUACGCUACACCAUAAUCAUGAGCCACAGAGCGUGUAUCAUCCUAGCCAUGGGGACCUCAUUCUUUGGCUGCAUUCAGGCCACCUUUCUGACCACUCUCACCUUCCAAUUGCCUUACUGCGGCCCCAAUGAGGUGGACUAUUAUUUCUGUGAUAUCCCAGUCAUGCUGAAGCUGGCUUGUGCAGAUACCUCAGCCCUGGAGAUGGUGGGGUUCAUCAGUGUGGGCCUCAUGCCCCUCAGCUGUUUCCUUCUCAUCCUCACCUCCUACAGUGGCAUCGUCUUCUCCAUCUUGCAGAUCCGCUCUGCUGAGGGCCGACGCCGUGCCUUCUCCACCUGCAGCGCCCACCUCACCGCCAUCCUGCUUUUUUACAUGCCAGUGGUCCUCAUUUACCUGAGGCCUACCCCCAGCCCCUGGUUGGAUGCAACUGUUCAAAUUCUGAAUAACCUGGUCACCCCCAUGCUGAACCCCUUAAUCUACAGUCUCAGGAAUAAGGAGGUGAAAUUAUCACUACGGAAGGUCUUAUAUCAGCUGGGCUUCCUUCCUGGGCAGUUGUAGAGAGAAAUAAGUAACUAGCGCUUCAACCACACUUCAUAGCUUAUAACCAUUUUUAUUUAGUUGUCACACAUAUUUUUGAAAUUGAGGGCACAGGUAUUAUUAUUUCCAUUUUACAAUGUGGAGACUAAAACUCAAAGUAACUUGUCCAAGGACAUGUAAGCUGUGAAUGGCAGAAUGAGGACUCUAGAGCUGGUUUUGUGACUCUGGGGCCUGUGCUCUUUUGAGGAAAUCAUACUGCUUGAGAGGGACGGGGAGAGAGAGAGAGAGAUUGAGAGAAACUCUUCUCAGUAGGCAGAACAGCCUGGAGCUUCUGCUUCUCAAUCUGUAUUUUCUUCAUCCUCCUACAUCCCCUCCUCCUCUUCAUUUCCCUCACACCAUGACAUUUAUUCAUCUUGACUGCAGUGACUAUAUCCUCAAAUGCCUGCAUUGGAUAAGCCCUCAUUUUUAUGCAUCUACAAGUUGUUAAAAAUGUUAUUCAGUCAAAAAGGAAUGAAGAAUGCCUCCUACAAUGUGGAUGAACUUGAAAAUCUAAUGCUCAGUGGAAAAAAAAGCCAGACACAAUAGGUCACAUAUUGUGUGAUUCCAUUCCUGUUAAAUAUCCAGAGCAGGUAAAUCCAUUAAUUAAAACAGAGGAAAUUGACCUUUUUUUUUUUUUUUAGUUUGACUGUGGGGUGAUGAAAAUGUUUCGGAACUAGGUAGAGGUGAUGAUUGCACAACUCUGUGAAUGUGCUAUGUACAACGUGAACGUGAAUGUACAAAAUUCCACUGAUCUGUUCACUUUAAAAUAGUUCAUUUUUUGUUAUGUAAAUUUUACCUCAAUUUAAAAAAUCAUUCUCUCAAAAAAAGAAAAGAAAAGAAAAACAAAAAGUGUUUUUUUUGUUGGUGGUGGUGGUGUUGGUGGUGGUGCAUCCCAAUUUAUUUAAACAGCAUCCUGUUAUUUCUGAGCCAUAAGGAAGUUGUAUAAAGAGAAAGGCAUCUGGCUGGGACUUGAGGCAGUCUCUUAUGGGUAAAGCAGAGAUACUAGUGUGCUGUAUCACUUCCAAACCCUGCCUGCCAGGCUUAGACCUGGAAACAGGCCCUGGGUGUGAAGAUGCAGCAUGUGAAUGAGAUGCGAAGGUAGGUAGGGGAAUCCAAACAGGGGCAACUGUACUGUGAUCCCACAUUAGAAAGUCUGGCUUUGGGCAGGGCACGGUGGCUCACAUCUGUAAUCCUAGCACUUUGGGAGGCCAAGGUGGGUAGAUCACCUGAUGUCAGGAGUUCGAGACCAGCCUGGCCAACAUGAUGAAACCCCAUCUCUACUAAAAUACAAAAAUUAGCUGGUCAUGAUGGCAGGUGCCUGUAGUCCCAGCUACUCGGGAGGCUGAGACGGGAGAAUCCAUUGAACCUGGGAGACAGUGGUUGCAGUGAGCCAAGAUCACGCCACAGCACUCCAGCCUGAGCGACUGAGUGAGACUCCAUCUCGAAAAAAAAUAAAAGAAAGUCUUGCUCAGUACAACGAAGAGGCAAUGCUGGGUCCAAGAUGUCAUUGUUUGGUGUCUUUGCCUUCUCUGUUGACUAAAAGGGUUCGAUUUUGGACUCCCUCUUACAUUUCUUUAUUUUUUGACUGAAAUAUGCUAAUAAUGAGAAAUGAGCUAUUGUUUUCAUAACUGAAUUCAUUGAGAAUCCUAUCACACUGGGGAAAUAUGUUGCUGUGAAGUUUGCUCUAACAGGGCUGUAAAGAGGAUGAUGGAAGAGGAGAGGGCAGAAGCAGAGACUAGUGCUUUUUCCCCACCUGCACUUCUUAGAAUUAGAGAGCAGUAAAGAAAUGGCCAGAACAAAUGAGCAACACUGUAUCCGUGCCUCCAGCCAGUGGGUGAGCCUGCACAGCUCCUGGAAGGGAGACAAACGUUUGCCUGGUCACUAUGCAAACUCCUAAAAACCUCUUUCGGUGCUGUUUCCCCCUUGUUUUCCAGUAAACAAGAGCCUAAAAGGGAAGCUAGAAAUACAUCUCAAAUUAUUUCAAAUUUAUUCCAAAUCGCAAGCCCUUGUCAAGCCUCUUUGAGUCCACUCUGAAGAUCCCUUCCCAUGCCUCAGUGUACUGGUGUAGCUGCACAGUCAGUAAAAACAGACAAAUUUGUAAAGAUAAAAGAUGAGAUCUGAUUCCUUUUCAAAUCUUCACUCAUUCAGAUGUUGUUUGAUGAAUAACUCUGUGCAAGGGCGAGGAAUGCAAAAUGAAAAAGAUAUGACCCCAGCUGCGCAGAAAUCAGAGUCUGCUGGAGAAACAGACAUACAGCUAACUAGAACAUCCCAUCAUUAAGCUAUGAUCAAGAUGUACAAUACAGCAGAAAAUCUGGAGUACAUUUUCCUCAUUUGAAGAAAGGACCUUACAGAAAAGGUGUUGAAGAUUGAAAAUGUUGUGUUGUUUUUUCCGUAUUAAGAAUGGCGGAGGAGUCUUUUCCAGGGAGAGGCAACAUACUUCUCAGUCUUUAUAUGUGCGGGGAGAGCGGUGAGAGAUUAUUUGGGCAGGUAUCACUUAACUAUUUGCCAUUUGUGACUAAAUGCCUUUGCAGGAAAAAAUAAAAUUUAGUGUGCCUUCUGUUUUCAGGGUUUUUCUCCAGCUCAGUUCUUUGUUCAUUGGACUUGAUGUCUUGAAUAAAAAAACUAUAUCCCUAUCUCCUUAAACAAGUUGACUUCUCUGCUUGUCCCAGCCGUUCUGAGAGAUGCUGUUCUUAGGUCUCCAGGUAGUGUCUGAGUUCUCUUUCCACCUAAGCAGGAGCCUAGAAUGCCAGCCCCAACCUGGAGGUGUGCAGGCCUAAGUUGGGUGUGAGGGUGAGGUGAGAUUUUUCUGUGUUCUAUAAUCUAAGGGGUAGUGUGAGAAGAACUUGAGAAAAACUGUGAAAGGGAAAACCUCAAACCAAGUAGACAAUCCAGAAGGAUAUUUAACCCACAGGGGCAAAGCAAGACAAAAAAAUCAAGUGUCAAGACCAGGGAGGCCAGAGAAGAACAAGAAUAUUGAAGCGGAGGAUCAGAGGAUGUUUUGAGCAGAACAGGCUCCAGCAUAGCCUUUCCUGAGACAGUGGGUUCAAGCAUGGUCUAAGAGGGGCGUCCAAGACCUGAUGCCAAGUGGAUUCUAGUUUCUUUAAAGGCUUCUUUGUUCUCCCCCAAUUUUUUUUUUUGCAAGACACUCCUGUAUUCUCCAGUCACUGUUCCUUUUCGCUCUUUUCUAAAUUUUUUACAAAACUGAUGCCUGUUCUGAGUUUCAUUUAGGUGUUUUGUUUUACAUAUAGUCCCAAGAGCGCAAAACUAUGAUGGGAGCAUCCAAAAUGAAAACCUAUGAUGUGGACGCUAAAAGUGAAGCUAAGGUGAUGGCCACUGACAUGGCAGGGGAGGAUUGUGAAGAGGAGUUUUCAAAGGAGUGUUCACAGGUGUUGGGACCUGUUCUGUUUAUUUCCUGCCCUCUCAAGUCCCUUGCUGGUUUGUUCUAAAUCAAAUUGAUUGAAAUGAAUGAAUAACCAGUCAGAAAUAAUGUUUUCGGUCACUAAAUUUGCAAUUACUUUUGGUCAAGGAUACUGACUCCACCUUUGCAAAAAUAACUAGCCAAGCUAAGAGAAUAGCAUUAUUACAUUAUAUGUUGUAUUGGUUCACUUAGGGUAAGAGGGGCAAUAAUACUUGUUAUUGUUGGAGUGCUACAUUGGUGAGAAACAAUUGAGCCUACUAUAUAUCAUUCCUUUAUUUUACAUUCUGUUUAAAAUUAUUAUUUUAAUUAUUGUUUUG